UUCAAACACAUUUAAUGUAACAAUGUUGCACAUCAAUGGUGAUCUUGCUGAAAUUAAGGAAUUCUUUAACAGUAUCCCAAAACUUGGUUUAGGAGAUACAUCCAUGUCUCAACUGUCUCAGGCAUCUGGGAACUCACAGAUGACCCCGUACGACAAGUUUAUGCAUAAGGCUGUUGUACUCCCUCUAUGUGAUAUUAUAAAGCUGAAUACUACCACUCAAUGUGUCACCGUUGGUAAAAUCAAACAACUUAAAGCUGCACAAGGGGGUUGGUAUUACCUCGCAUGCCAUGCUUGUCCAAAGUUUGCAAAAGGAAAUCAACCGCCUUAUGUUUGUAGCAACGGACAUUCUACGGAAACUGAAAUUUUAAGGUAUAGAAUUCUAAUUGAUGUUAUCAACAAUGGAUGUCGAGCUACAUUUGUUCUAUGGGACCGCGAGUGUACAGAACUUCUGGAAGUUACAGCAGCUCAGAUGCGUAACACCCUUCUUGAGGCUGGGGUAACAAACCCAUUGGAAUAUCCUGUAGCAUUGGAUUCUUUGGUUGGCCUGAAAUUGGGAUUUAAGGUCAAAUGGCAACCUGAUUGGGAUAACGGAACAGUUGUUUCUAUAUACAGGGAUGAAGCUGUGAUGUUAAAGCUUUUACACUCAUUUGGACAAGAAAUGGCUCCAUCUCCAUCCCGUGAAGCUCCAAGCAUCAAGCAGCUGGAUGAGAGUGUCGACGAGGCUAUACCAAUUGAGGACUGGACUGUGGUUGCCGUAAGGAUUUGUUUCAUAUAUUUUUAUCGAUUAUAUUCUCAGCUAGUUUCGGACUCUCAGCAGGAUGCUGAAAUUACAUCAGAACUUAACCCUCAACCUGUUACGCCAACCUCCGCCACUAAAAGAAUUGCGCCUCCUAAUUCUACCGAAGAUGCAGCCAGCUUUGAAAUUCAGCAGGGAGACCAUUCCUCCACGAAAUUGAAAAAAAUUAUCAAGAUGGAGAAAACUGCUACAUGA
Messenger RNA from Vicia villosa (hairy vetch), 991 nucleotides. RefSeq lists its product as uncharacterized. NCBI's taxonomy places the organism in Eukaryota, Viridiplantae, Streptophyta, Magnoliopsida, Fabales, Fabaceae. The transcript is spliced from 9 exons. The record is from RefSeq and is a predicted model, not a curated record. Bases 23 to 991 code for a protein of 322 amino acids.